CAUGGCGCUGUCUCCGACGCCGCGCGCGCUUCUUUUCGAUGUCUUCGGUACCUGCGUCAACUGGCGCAAGACGAUUGUUGGUGCCCUGUGUGGCCAGGCUCACCAGUCGCUCAACGCCGCCACGGCAUCGCUAGCCUCUCGGGUUCGACUGAGAGCGUCUGAGAUGACUGAGGAGGAUUGGGGCCGCUUUGCGCAAGAGUGGAGAGACUGCUACAAGGCCUUUACCCAGAAACUGGCAUCCGACCCUGCCCUGCCGUGGAUGUCCAUCGACGAGCAUCACCACCAGUCGCUCCAGGAGCUGCUUGCCCGGUGGGGGCUUGAGGGCCUCUGGGACGAUGCUCAGGUUCGUGCUUUGAGCCUCGCGUGGCAUCAGCUGGAGCCGUGGCAAGACUCUGCGGCCGGUGUGCAGCUGCUGAGCCAGCGGUUUGCAACGUGCACCCUUUCCAACGGCAACGCGAGCCUCCUCUCCGACCUCCGUGUCUUCUCAGGCAUUCCCUUUACGCACGUCUUUUCGGCCGAGAUGUUUGGCACCUACAAGCCCUCUGCAAAGGUCUACCUCGGCGCCGUGGAAGCGCUAGGCCUUGGGCCGGCCGAGUGUGUCAUGGUAGCCGCUCACCUGGCCGAUCUCCAGGCUGCAAAGGCAAACGGCCUGCAGACCAUCUAUGUCGAGCGCCCGGGCGAGGAGGACUGGAGCGCCCAAGACAUUGAAAAGGCACGAAAGGCCGGCUGGGUGGACCUGUGGGUGGAUUUGCGCAAAGGCAAUCGAGGCUUCAUCACCGUGGCAGAAGCGCUAGGCAUCCCCGUGGCAGAGGGCGACGACGGCAGAAACUGAGCACACCUUUCUUCCCAGUGGAUAAAUUUAUUUGGAAUGCACUAGUCGGGACUGCUUGUUUCUCGUGCGCGUGAAAGAUACGGUGGUUUCGGUGUG
This is a messenger RNA of Exserohilum turcica Et28A, 928 nucleotides long. RefSeq lists its product as uncharacterized. The record is from RefSeq and is a predicted model, not a curated record. The transcript is spliced from 3 exons. The annotation marks the transcript as partial. Gene Ontology annotation, molecular function: hydrolase activity, acting on halide bonds, in C-halide compounds. Lineage: Eukaryota; Fungi; Ascomycota; Dothideomycetes; Pleosporales; Pleosporaceae.